AUGACCAUGGUUACCCACUCAGCAGCUCCCCAGGAGGACUUGAAAACGGUUGUCGAGGCUCGGACCCGAGAGUGGCAUUUCCACAUCUACUUCCUUCUGCAGUCGCCCACCGAGACCGCCCGCGCGCUGGCUCUUCGCGAUGCCAUUCUGAGGCUACGACGCGAUGGCGCAUUCGUCGCUGUGCCCUUGUACAGAGUCAACGAGUAUCCUGUCGGCCCUCACCCGGCUGGGUCGUACGAGAGUGAGUUGCAACAAGUCAAAGAAUUCUGCCCAGUGAAGCCAUUACAUGAGACAUUUCUUCUACUCAAGCAAAGUCUGAUUCACUUUCAUCGUGUAGUUUGGGUCCCUGACUCCUCGUUCUCUGAUGUCUUUUUCUACCUGGCUUCCAACCGAGGUAAUCUGAGUAUCCUUGUGCAUCCCCUGACUUCACAACAACGCCGAGACCAUGAGUCCAGCAACGCAUGGAUGGGCACACCAUGGCCUAUUUAUCUGGAUGGUCUGCCACGCGACGGCGAUAUUCCGCUGCAGUACCCCGAACUGGGCCUCGGCUGGUCCACGUCGCCAGAGAAGGAGGUCUCACUGGAGGAGAGGCGCAGAAGGGGCGCAGAGGUUGAGGCUUUGUUAGCCAAUGACCCGGAGGCUGCUCCAGCGCCCAAGGAUUAA
Colletotrichum truncatum is the source of this 663-nucleotide messenger RNA. NCBI's taxonomy places the organism in Eukaryota, Fungi, Ascomycota, Sordariomycetes, Glomerellales, Glomerellaceae. The record is from RefSeq and is a predicted model, not a curated record.